Messenger RNA from Tauraco erythrolophus (red-crested turaco), 722 nucleotides. Lineage: Eukaryota; Metazoa; Chordata; Aves; Musophagiformes; Musophagidae. The record is from RefSeq and is a predicted model, not a curated record.
AAUUGCUGCCACCAACCUCAUUAAAGGUGGAAAGGGUGGAGGACACUGGUGUGUUGAUUUCUUGGCACCCACCUGAGGACGCAGCCGCCAGGCAACUCAUUGACGGCUACGCCGUAUCCCUCGACGGCUCUUACCGCAGGACAGAUUUUGUGGACCGAAGUCGUUCUGCCCACCAAUUGCGGGCACUAGCCUCCGGCAGAGCCUACAAUAUUUCUGUCUUUUCAGUCAAACGCAACGUGAACAACAAGAAUGAUAUCAGCAGGCCCGUCAUGCUCACCACACGCACUAGACCACGUCCGGUGGAAGGCUUUGAGAUCACGAACGUGACGGCCAGCGCCAUCACGGUGCAGUGGGCUCUCCACCGGCUCAAGCACUCCACCGUCAAGCCGGAGGCUCCGGUGAAGCUGGAGAACGUGGAGGUGUCCAGCCAGGGCAGUCUGGCACUGCAGCUGCACGAGGCGAAGAGCAAGAGUGAGGGGCAGAACUGUACCACAAACCCCUGCAGGAACGGCGGCACCUGCGCCAGGGACGCCGAGUCCUACCGCUGUGACUGCCGCCCGGGAUUCAAGGGCCGGCUCUGCGAGCUGGGUGAGUGCCGGAGGCCCGAGCACCCUGUGCCGCAGGUACAGGAGAGUCUACAAGGUACACCAGGACGUCUGCUACAAGGAGAGCUGCGAGAGCACCGCUUCCGAGAAGACAAGCAGCAGGGUUCAAAGCAGUAG